Molecule: messenger RNA, 1215 nt
Organism: Columba livia (rock pigeon)
Lineage: Eukaryota; Metazoa; Chordata; Aves; Columbiformes; Columbidae
Product: inositol 1,4,5-trisphosphate receptor-interacting protein-like 1
Exons: 2
Coding region: 1-1122 (373 amino acids)
Cellular component (GO): membrane
Source: RefSeq, a predicted model, not a curated record
AUGGCAAAAGACCGAAAUAAAGAAACUCCCGAACAGAACUCCUCCAAACAGGACAGAGAUUGCGAAGCUGUGAAGAACCUGGUGCAAAAAUUCAUCGAUCUCUUCAAGUAUGAGUUCUCCAAUACUUGGUACCCUGUGGUGCAAAAAGCCCUCGAGGUGGGCACCGCCUUCGAAGGUUGGAGUCCCCAGGAAGUAGACAUCACCCACCACCUGCUUGUGUCUCUGAAGCCCCCCCGUGGACACAUCUUCCAGCUCGAGCCGGGCCCCUCGUGGCCGGUGAGGAACUUUCGCAUCCGUGUGGAAUUGGAGUGUACCUGUGAGAAGCAGCAGCGAACAGCAGAGACACGUUGCUUCCUCCACGACCCCGAGGAGGAGCAGAGGAGGAAGGAGGGCCCCAACAUCCUAGACGACCUCUGCACUGACUCCUACCUGGAUGUGCAGAAAACUGCUCACUGGUUCCAGAAGAUGGUGAGGCGUUUCUGGAAGGAUCUGCCUGAGUCAGCCACACACCGCCUAAUGGUGCUGCCCUCGGAUCGCUCCUGCAAAUUCCGCGUGACACAAGGCUGGGAGAAAAGUCUCUUAACUGAGUUGAUGUUUGGGGUGCAGGAAGGUGACUCGGACAUCUUCCUGAGCAGCCAGUAUGCAGAGGCUGCCUACACCCCAAGCACGAUCUGGCCAGAGACCUACGCUGUGGCAGAGAGGAAGUUCUUCAGCUAUAUUGCCAGCCAGGCACAGCCUGACAUCUGCCACCUCAGGUGCCUGCAGCUCUGUGUCAGCAGCCUGCUGGGCAGAGACUUUUACAUCUAUACGCUGAAGACAGUUGUGAUGCACCUGCUGACCAUCAUACCCCUGUCACGCUGGCACAAGGACGCUUUCACGGAGCGGCUGGAGGACAUCAUGCUGUACCUGCAGAGGUGCCUGAACAAGAAAGGCCUCAACCACUUCUUCAUCGGCAAUGAUAAUGUGCCUGAGGAGAUCAUCUUGCCCCUGGAACUGCAAACGGCUAAGUGGCUCAAUCUCUUCCAGCACCUGGAGCACAAUCCUGACGCCUAUGAGGAGGCAUGGCUUGAUUUUCUGGUGCUGCAAUGUUGGCUUCGUAAACAGGUUCUCCACGGACACUGAAAGAGGUCGUCCUGCAUGAGGAGGCCUGUGACAGGGACUCCGUUACCAACCGGACAGUGACUGUACCCCUGACUGUGAGACACUCCAUUCCUU